Thyridium curvatum is the source of this 576-nucleotide messenger RNA. RefSeq lists its product as uncharacterized. The transcript has a single exon. The record is from RefSeq and is a predicted model, not a curated record. The coding region runs from base 1 to 576 and encodes 191 amino acids. Lineage: Eukaryota; Fungi; Ascomycota; Sordariomycetes; Thyridiales; Thyridiaceae.
AUGGGCAACAAGUCCAAGGACCGUGGCCGACUUCACUCCAGGGGAAAAGUGUACCUGGUAUUUGACGUUUUUGGUAAGUCGGAAAAGAAGAAGGGCUCUGGUGCGGCCAAGAAAAAUCCUGAGUCUGUUCCCGUCGACAAAAAGGCAAGGCCCGAUGCUGCCAAAGAGCCCGCCCCGGUUCUUAAGCCACAACCGGUCAAGGUCCCGGCGCCUCAGCAUAGUGGCGACUCCAACGAGCACCAGUGCCGCCUAUGCUUCUCCUGUGGCUACUGCUGCCGCGGGACUUUAGAGCUAGGACACACCGGGUGCACGCUCUUCAUACCGCCUGCUUUGAGCGUCGCUGAGCAUCCGCCGAGGGAAUUGCCUCUACACCUUCGACUACCUCCACGAGUGCGGCCUUUUUCUCCUGCUCUGUCUAAUCCGCCGUCGUCUCCUCAAGAAUCCCCCGAGAUAGUGGUCGACUACAUUGACUUUUCCCGCCCUUCAUAUGACAACAUUUUCCGCGAGGGCGUUCGUUAUGAGCCAGAACAUGUGCUGGAGCCACAUCCAGCUUAUGUUUCGCGGUAUCAUUACUAG